AUGUCCUUCAGCGUCGUAGAACGGUGCGCCGAGUCAACGAGUCCGUUUCAACCAACUUUUCCUUCAAAGGCAAAAGACCACCUCCACGUCGACGAGGUAGAGCAGGACCUUUACUUCCGGCCGUCGAAGCUGCAAUUGCCUCGAAGCGCGGAAUCGCAACAACAUGAUUCGACGUUUGAUUACGAGGCGAAAGUUGGCAACCGAAAGACGAUUGAUAGUCGUCGAGUGGAGGGUGGGCAAACAAGUCGCGAACAGAUUCACUUGUGCCGGCCUUGA
Protopolystoma xenopodis is the source of this 276-nucleotide messenger RNA. Lineage: Eukaryota; Metazoa; Platyhelminthes; Monogenea; Polystomatidea; Polystomatidae. The record is from the annotation of a GenBank genome assembly.